This is a messenger RNA of Oreochromis aureus, 2194 nucleotides long. It is a transcript of the gene vsx1, whose product is annotated as visual system homeobox 1 homolog, chx10-like. The record is from RefSeq and is a predicted model, not a curated record. The transcript has 5 exons. Bases 115 to 1209 code for a protein of 364 amino acids. Gene Ontology annotation, cellular component: nucleus. Gene Ontology annotation, biological process: regulation of DNA-templated transcription. Lineage: Eukaryota; Metazoa; Chordata; Actinopteri; Cichliformes; Cichlidae. Gene Ontology annotation, molecular function: DNA-binding transcription factor activity, RNA polymerase II-specific; transcription cis-regulatory region binding.
GCCCUGAUUGGCCGCCGCUGGGAUCCCGGGGCUGAUAAAGCCGCCCGCCGCCCGGUGCAGCUCUGUUCUCCACCUUCAUCACCUCCUCUGCAUCAUCACCUCCUCUGCUCCAAGAUGACCGGGCGGGAGGAGCUCAGCGAGGAGAAGCCGCGGGUGAAGCUGCUGUCCCCGGGUUUCGGCAUCGACAAGAGCCGCCUGCACGGCCCCGGGCUCCGCUCCAAAGGCUUCGCCAUCACCGACCUGCUGGGCCUGGAGACGGACCUGCAGGCCCGGCAGCAGACCGGCGGGGCCCCAGGCGCCUCGGGGCCCGGGGCGGAGCAGCACGGGGCCGGACCCGGCCUCGGCGGGUUCUCCUUCCCGGGGGGGUCGCUGCCCCUUGGCCUCGGCUUCCUAUGCAGCCUGGCGGCGCAGCAGCCCGCCGGGGCGCCGUGCUUCCUGCCCGGACACCUGCCGCUGCUGCAGGCCCGGCCCGACAGCCACUACCUGCAGAACCUGGAGGCCCAGCGGGAGGCCUACUCCGAUGAAGAGUGUCUGUCGGACCGAAACGACUCCAAAACCUGCGGAAACUCUCAGAAGAGGAAGAAGAGGAGACACCGGACGGUGUUCACCUCCCACCAGCUGGAGGAGCUGGAGAAGGCCUUCCAGGAGGCUCAUUACCCUGACGUGUACGCCCGGGAGAUGCUGGCCAUGAAGACGGAGCUGCCCGAGGACAGGAUACAGGUGUGGUUUCAGAACCGGCGGGCCAAGUGGCGUAAGCGUGAGAAGUGCUGGGGUCGCAGCAGCGUCAUGGCGGAGUAUGGUUUGUACGGCGCCAUGGUGCGACACUCCAUCCCGCUGCCCGAGUCCAUCCUCAACUCCGCCAAGAACGGCAUGAUGGGAUCGUGCGCCCCCUGGCUGCUCGGUGAGCCGCAUGCACGGAUGCACAAGAAGUCUUUGGAAAUGUCCAAAAAGUGUUCCAGCCCUCCGGCGUCCGACUCGACGCGCUCCGAUUCGUUCUGCAACGCCUCGGAACGACAAGGUUCUGGCGAGGCCCGGGAGCCAGAGGAGGACGAGCUGAUGGAGGAGGAAGAGGACGAGGUGGAGGAGGAGGUGGCUAUUGACCUGUCCAGCUCAUCUAAACAGCAGCAGCAGGAGGAGGGCGGAGCCUCAAUAAGAACCGCCUCUUCACCACGACAACAAAGCUGCAGCGAAUCAGACGAACAUAGCUGAAGGCGAUCUGACCAAAGAGGAAGAAGGUGUUCUGUUCAGGCAGCGCUGUCAUGGGAUUGGCUCUUUCAGGGAGCGCAGCCAAUUAAAACAAACAGCCAAAACUUCACUUGUUACUAUGCAAAGUUAUUGUGUUUAAACGCUAGCUGCUGGUUUGCUAACAAAGCUAAGAGCUAAUACAGCAGGAUCUAUCAUGUAAGCAUUUUGUAGCUGACUUUAUUUUCUCAGUGUUGGCGACAAAAAACCAGUUCUGAUUUUAGAUGAAAAACAAUGAUUUUAAAAGUUUCAGGUGUCAAUAAGUGUUAACAGUGAAACAAAUAAUGGGAAAAUAUGAUUAGUCACGAUAACAUAUUUUGAUAGAAAAUACUAUUAUUAAAAGCUAUUUUUAGCUAACAUGCUAAUAUAUGUAAACCCAGUGUAAUACUGUAAGGAUCAGCUAGCAAACUUUAGCACUUCAAAAAAACUUUAAUCAGUACUAUUAAAUGUUUUUAUUAAUAUUUGAACAUUGAACUAGUGGCACGCUACGGUGGUAUUUCCUGCACUAUGCAACAAAGUGCAUGCUUUAAUUGUUAGUGUGCUAAAAUAGCCUGAUACUAACAGAGCACUAGCAUUAAGCAUGCUAAUCUGUACUAGCAUACUGAUGUAUGCUAACUUACGUUCUGAAACAACAAAAUAGUGAUUGGCUGUGCUCGCCGUGCUCCUGGGAAACUAAUGUUCAUCGUGAAGAUGAACACCAACGCCGUGACGUUCAGAUCAGCCUCGAGGGGUCUUUUCUAAAAGACCGUGAAAGACGUGUGUGUGUGUGUGUGUGUGUGUGUGUGUGUGUGUGUGUGUGUGUGUUCAUGUUUUAUAUCCAUGGUUUUUGGGAGUCUGAGAAUAUCUAAUAUUUUCUUCCUGUUGGUUUUUGUGUUUUAUAGUUGGACCUGCUUGACUGAAACUCUGUGAAUGUAAUUUAAAUGUAAGAUUUCAAACAUUUUAUCAUUAUUAU